Colias croceus (clouded yellow) is the source of this 1081-nucleotide messenger RNA. RefSeq lists its product as uncharacterized. Bases 10 to 717 code for a protein of 235 amino acids. NCBI's taxonomy places the organism in Eukaryota, Metazoa, Arthropoda, Insecta, Lepidoptera, Pieridae. The transcript is spliced from 5 exons. The record is from RefSeq and is a predicted model, not a curated record.
GUCAUUGAGAUGGCAAGCAAGAUAGUUCUGUUGCUCGUCGCGUGCGUCGGCGCACACGCUGAUUAUAGAAGCGAUGGAGGAUUUCUCCCCAGUCCCACGUAUCAACGAACUGAAGACCAGUUGGCGGAGCCAGCAGCAAGGAUAGAAAGGAGUCGCGAUGAUCGAGAUAACCAAGCGGAUAAGUCGCAGAGAUUCGGGAUAUCUACUUACGGAGCCACGGGUCCAUACGGUGCUACAGCUCCCGGCAUAUACGGACCUCUGAAGAUAGACCUCGGUGGUGUGCUAUUGGGCUCCAUCAUCGGGUUUGGCGCUGUGGUAGUUCUACCAAAAAUAAUACACGCUUUCUCCUACGGCUAUGGGGGUUACGGUCGCAGUGCAGAAUCAGAUCUCAGCUCCAUAUCUGACCUGUUAGGACAGUUCGACGAAACCCUGAGUCGUUACAACGUAGAUUCUGCGUCCUGCAUGCAGCGCCUCGCCUGCUCGUACGUUCAACUCGCUAACGAGAAUAUGGUCACUGGAAACGCUACUGAUUUUGAUGUCAUGCUGUCUUCUGUGGCUAGAAACUCUCUAGUGCGCCGUUUAUUCGACGGUACAUCAGUCUACGAUGCAAUAUCAGCAGGCCGGUCGUUGGACACAGACUGCGAACAACGAUACUCAAAGUGUAAACUAGAUAGGACCACUGUUGUUAAGAUAAUCACACAAAUUGUACCAUCGUAGUUAUUUUAUUUGUAAUAAUGUUAUGAUUUUUUUACUGUUUAUAUAUUUUGUAGUCUGUGGCAGUUUUCUGAGAUACUGCCAAUUGAAGUCGUAGUUACCUAAGCAUAAAAAUUCUUUGGAUAUUAACAUCCUAGUUAAAGUAAUUUUAUUCAACACUAUAAAGUUUUGCAAUAAACAGUUAUAAAAACUUAUUAAGCAUUUAGAAAAGAUUAGAAAGAAAGAUCUUUCGACACUAUAAAGUAAAGAGAGAUAAUUGAGGAAUAUUUACAUAAUAUAAUACAAAUACCAAUACAGUUUUGAUUAUUUAGCAGCAGUGCGGCACAAUAAAGUACCUCUGUUUAAGCUGAAUAAAUUUUUACUUUUA